GAGGCGCUGAGGAGGCCGCGGCGGCGGGAUGCGGCGAUGGGCGCCGGGGUGGUCGGAGGCGUUGAAGGCCCGAGCCGCUCGCUACGCUUUGGAGCGAUCGCUGGGACCUUUUUUAGAAGAAAGGUUGAGGUUGGAACAACUUAGUCUCGAUUUACGGGGCGGGACCGGAGCCCUCCGCGAUCUCCGCCUGCGUGCCGCGGCGGUGGAUGAGGUGCUGGCGGGGGCGGGAGCGCCGCUGGAGCUGCGGGAGGGCUGCCUGGCCGCUGUCACCGUCACCGUGCCCUGGGCCGAGCUGGGCAGCCGGCCCUGUCACCUCCAUGUCACCGGCCUGCGGCUGGCCCUCAGCCCUCGUGGGGGG
This is a messenger RNA of Haliaeetus leucocephalus (bald eagle), 358 nucleotides long. Its product is annotated as autophagy-related protein 2 homolog A-like. Gene Ontology annotation, molecular function: phosphatidylinositol-3-phosphate binding. The annotation marks the transcript as partial. Gene Ontology annotation, biological process: autophagy of mitochondrion; reticulophagy; piecemeal microautophagy of the nucleus. NCBI's taxonomy places the organism in Eukaryota, Metazoa, Chordata, Aves, Accipitriformes, Accipitridae. The record is from RefSeq and is a predicted model, not a curated record. The transcript is spliced from 2 exons. Gene Ontology annotation, cellular component: extrinsic component of membrane; phagophore assembly site.